Messenger RNA from Heterobilharzia americana, 1785 nucleotides. The record is from the annotation of a GenBank genome assembly. Lineage: Eukaryota; Metazoa; Platyhelminthes; Trematoda; Strigeidida; Schistosomatidae.
AUGUCCAAUAAAUGGUUACUAGGUCCACAGACUGUUGUCAGACCUAUUUUAAUAAACAGACAAGUAAGUGACAAUGGGGAAGCAAAGCUUCCAGCUUGGAUUAUAAAGGUCAGUAGUACUCCAUAUAACUUAAAAGCUUCACGUAUAAAUGAAUGGAUUAUUUUGAAAUGGAAGGAAAAUAUGGGUCUUGAGUGUGGAGAACAACCGCAAGGUUACUAUUUGAUAUUCGAUAAAAUAUGGUUCAAUGGCCCUAUGAACAUUUCAUUUCCUCUGGAUCGUUUUACCAGCUACAUGAAAUUCAUCCCAUUCAAUGAUAAAAACCUAGUUAAAAGUAAAAUUAUGCAAUCAGAUGAUUGGUUUUAUGAAAAUGUGUUGAAAAUCCGACUGGAAACCUUUUUCGACGGGAAUGAAGUUUGUUAUUUCAAUGGUCGCCUGCGUUUUCAAUUAAACUUAGUUGGUCAUUCAGAAAACAAGAAUAAUGAGCAAGCAGAAAUCAUACUGAAUCUAGCGGAAGAAGGAGGAAUAAGAGAUCGAUUAUUGCUUCGUAAGAUUAUUCCACUAUCCAAACAAAAACAUGAGAGUCAGAAAGCUCGCGUACUGAUAACGUGGAUACCGAAAUCACUGAAUCAGAUAUCUUCAUUGCACUACACAAAUACAUUUACCUUACAAUGGAUAAGACUUGACCCCAUAUCACAUGAAAAUGCGAGUCUACCAUCUACACGUCUAAUCAGCUGGCCACAAGCAAAUAAUCCUAUUAUGAUGAAUGAUGCAUUUAUAACACCGAAAACAGCCACCGCAACUACCACCAUCGAAACAACUGCAGCAAUAAGACAACAGUAUUCAGAAUACUUAAUUGCUAUCGAUGAGUUAUUGAUGGAUGCAACUUAUUUAUUUCAGCUAAUUGAAACCGAUCCAAAUCAAACCAUAAACGUUUCAGCAUAUAGCUCAGAGGGAUGUUUAAAGAAAACAGAAUUAUUGGUUUACAUAACGGCUGUCGGAAAUUCUCGAACAGCGCCUAAGCUACCUCCCGAUCCACCCAAAGUAAGGCUAUUAGACAGUCCCUCAAUAAACAGGCAGAAACAUAACACAGUUUGUCCAUCUACAUCAGUACAUUUGGCCUGGCCAAACUAUCUACGCCACCUGCAAACGAAUCAAACAAGUGAAUAUGAUUCUGCAUUUAUUUAUACAUCUCCAGUGACAAAUUACACUUUACAGUAUGCUGAAAUAACAGAAGAUAACUUCUAUGAUGAUGUUUCGUAUCACCGGAGCUCAAUUAACUAUGAUUCUGUCAUGUGGGAAAGGUACCAACCAUCUCCACAAAUUGGCGAUGAAAAUGAUUUUGUAGUUAAUGGGCUGCGACCGCAUAAAAUGUACAUAUUUCGCCUGGCUGCUCAGACGGAUGCUGGACAAAGCCCUUUUAGCCUACCAACUGAUGUCGUGAUCACAGAAGCCCAAAGGCCAUGUUCAACUCUACUUCAUUUGAAAGUUGACUUGAAGUCUGCCGAUGUUUCUAAAACAAUACAACAUUCUUCAAAUGCUCAGCUAGGAGAAAAUGAAUUUUUGGGCAAAAAUUACUGUGAAUUUGUUGUUGUAAAGUGGAAGGUAUUAGAUCAUAAUGCAUGGAACAGCCAAACUGGUUGGUAUCAUAUCUCAUACAGACUAUGGUCAUCUAAUCAUAACGACGGCAAUUCCCAGUCAUUUAAUUUAUUUAUAAAACAUGAUGAAAAUAAAGUAGAAAACUCUUCUUACUUACAAGUGGAGUUACAAGAUUUUAUUACCAAAUAA